This is a messenger RNA of Kwoniella botswanensis, 585 nucleotides long. RefSeq lists its product as uncharacterized. Bases 1 to 585 code for a protein of 194 amino acids. The transcript has 4 exons. The record is from RefSeq and is a predicted model, not a curated record. NCBI's taxonomy places the organism in Eukaryota, Fungi, Basidiomycota, Tremellomycetes, Tremellales, Cryptococcaceae.
AUGGCAGGUCAAGCGAGGAAAAGAACAGCGGCUCAGCGCAAGGCUUUAAACGAGGAUGAAGAACCUCUGAACCCGACUGAAAUCCUCGAUAACGAUGGUCAAGAAGAUCAGAUAAGAUUGUUGAGACAAAAGAACAUCGAUGAUAAUAAACAAGCUCAUCUGGCUUUGGAUAUAGGCGUAUUGAUAGCAUUGGUCAUUACGAUCCUCCAAUUCUUUGAUCACCUCUCCUCCCCUAAUCCGAUAUUCUGCAUCCUCUCAAUCAUCCAAUUCAUCCUCCUCCCAUUCUCAAUUUCACCCGACCGCAUUCCCUCAAACCUGCCCUUCACGCAGAUAUCACCAGAGAACCACUUAUAUUCCCUAUCUGUCCAUCUGACCGUAUCACUCUGCGCGUUAUUCAUACGAUACCACAAUUCGUUACCUAGCUCAGGGAUGGAUGUGGUAGCGUUGGAAUUGGGCGAAGUGGCAAGAUGGAUUAUACCUACUCUGGUGGUUGGUGCGGUAGACAUGCAGAGAAGGGGGGAAAGACAAUCUGAGAUCAGGCUGGGGGAGUUAGAAGGGAUGAAGUAUGAUUUGAAAGGGGCAUAA